AUGGCUGGUGCGAAUUUGCGCGAAGAGCAGUUGGAAGAACUGCGCGAGGCGUUUGCCUUAUUCGACCGCGACCACGAUGGCUUUAUUUCGAUGUCAGAGAUGAAAACGAUGAUGAAACAGUUCAGUCGAGCCUGUACGACAGAAGAGGCCAGGGAAAUAUUUGCUAAAAUCGAUACGAACAAUGAUGGUAGAAUUGAUUUUCGGGAAUUUGUCACCAUGAUGACACCCUUGGUGGAGGAGAGCAAAGACGAUGACCUGCACUUCAAAAUGGCGUUUGAGUUCUUUGACAAAAACAACGAUGGGGAAAUUACUACAAUGGAGCUUAAACAGGUCUUGCAUACCUUGCAUCUCAGACUCACGGAUGCAGAGAUUGAUGAGAUGAUUUUAGAGGCCGAUGCAAAUGGAAAUGGACAGGUUUCGUAUGACGAAUUUUUAAAAAUGAUGAAGAAGCAUACGUGA
This is a messenger RNA of Dibothriocephalus latus, 459 nucleotides long. The record is from the annotation of a GenBank genome assembly. NCBI's taxonomy places the organism in Eukaryota, Metazoa, Platyhelminthes, Cestoda, Diphyllobothriidea, Diphyllobothriidae.